This is a messenger RNA of Pantherophis guttatus, 2925 nucleotides long. It is a transcript of the gene SCNN1D, whose product is annotated as sodium channel epithelial 1 subunit delta. The record is from RefSeq and is a predicted model, not a curated record. Gene Ontology annotation, cellular component: sodium channel complex; plasma membrane. Lineage: Eukaryota; Metazoa; Chordata; Lepidosauria; Squamata; Colubridae. Gene Ontology annotation, biological process: sodium ion transmembrane transport. Gene Ontology annotation, molecular function: ligand-gated sodium channel activity.
GCGGAGUGUCUCGUUCGUGUUGUGCGCGUGCGCGGGGGCGCGUUGCUGGCCCGUUGCCGUGGAAACCGCACGGGGAUGCGCUCGGGAUGAAGCGUCCAAAAUAUGCUCAAUGGAGGAACGCACAAAUUUUACCUCAGUCUCUCUCAACCUCAGAGCCUUUCAAGGAAGACCAAGACAAGAAACAGGCAGAGCAGGCAUUGCAGGAAUGCUCUUUUUUAAAUAAUUAAUCAAACUAUAGGAUCAGGGAUCACUCCUCUUCCCAUAGGAAGGCCGAAACUCUCCAGAUCUGCUGAGCCACUUUGAGGAUGGAUACGCUUCGCCAAGGCAGAAAAGAACCUGGGAUUUUGUCCUUUCCUUCUUCAGGGAUCCAUUCCAGGUGUAGCGUUUUCUCCACUCGACCGGCAUGGAGUCAAAGCUGAAGAUUUACAGAAUGGGGGAAGUUUUGCCGAAAGAAACGAAGGACGAAACAAAGGAGGACGACGCAGCCCUGAUUGAAUUCUACAGCUCUUUCAAGGACCUCUUUGAGUUCUUCUGUCUAAAUACCACGAUCCAUGGCACCAUUCGCUUGGUCUGCUCGAACAGCAAUCGGAUGAAAACAGCCUUCUGGGCUCUGCUCUUCUUAUCCAGCUUCGCUAUGCUCUACUGGCAGUUUGCACUGAUCUUCAACCAGUACUGGGCCUACCCUGUAGUCAUGUCGAUGUCGGUGCAUUCGGAACCAAAGAUGUUCCCUGCCAUCACUCUUUGCAAUUUGAAUCCUUCUAGGAUCAGCCCAGUCAAUCAAGAUAUAGCUGAACUGGAUAAUCUGGCGAGGGAAACUUUAUACAAUUUAUAUGGCUUCCACAUUCCUAAGAGCACCCCAGAAGACGUCAGCAUCGACAUUUCAGGAGAAAAUCCUGGCCAGGUCAACAGCACCAGAUUUCAUCUGGAUCGUAACAUCGCCCUAGUGAAGAUGGGUGGAAAAGUGGGGUUUCGGCUGUGCAACACAACAGGUGGAAAUUGUUACAACAAGGUCUACAUUUCUGGAGUGGAUGCUGUCCAAGAGUGGUACCGUUUCCACUACAUGAAUAUCAUGUCACAGAUCCCGUCCAUUAUCAAAAUGUCCCAGAAUGAUGAUCGCUUCAAAAACUUGAUCUAUUCUUGCCAAUACGAUGGGGAGCCGUGCCGAACAAGCGAUCACGAACAUUUUCACCACCCGGUCUACGGAAGCUGCUUCACCCUUAACAAGAAUGGAACGGAUAAGUUCUGGAAAGCUUUCAAGCCGGGAAUUGUUUACGGCCUAUCCCUCAUUCUCAAAGUGGAGCAAAAAGACCACAUCCCUCUGCUGUCCACCACGGCGGGUGUGAGAGUCAUGAUUCACCGGCACAACCAAACCCCCUUUUUGGAGCACGAAGGUUUUGACAUCAGACCCGGGACCAAAAGUACCAUCGGCAUCAAACAGGAUGAGGUGUCACGCUUGGGUGGGAAAUACAGCCAAUGUACCAAUAACGGGGAAGAUGUCAACAUCAAAUUACUCUACAAUGGCACGUAUACACUGCAGGCCUGUUUGCAUUCCUGCUUCCAGCAUCAUAUGGUCCAGAAGUGUGGCUGUGGGUAUUAUUUUUACCCAUUACCUCCUGGGGCCGAGUAUUGCAACUACAAUAAACAUCCUGCCUGGGGUCAUUGCUUCUAUCUGCUGUACAAAGAGCUCACCGACCACCAGUUAAUCUGCUUUAGCCAGUGCCCCAAGCUGUGCAAGGAAACUUGGUAUAAGCUCUCCGCCGGAUACGCUAACUGGCCGUCAACUAAAUCUCAGAAAUGGAUUCACAGAGCGCUGCAGACAGACCACAGGUACAACAUCACCACAAUGAAGAGCAAGGAUAUUGCCAAGGUGAAUAUUUUCUAUGAGCAAUUAGAUUACUACUCUUGGGAUGAGUCUCCGGAAUAUAACGUGACCCUGGUGAUGUCCAACAUGGGAAGCCAAUGGAGUCUUUGGUUUGGCUCCUCUGUCCUCUCGGUGGUUGAGAUGUUUGAGUUCCUCGUGGACGUCAUCAUCUUAUCUCUCAUCUUCUUCUAUCGGCGGCUUACAGCCAAGAGAAGGCACAAGGUGUCGAGCCCCCCCAAGAUGCCAAGCGUGAGUUUGACUUUGGAGAAAUACCGCUACAUCGAAGAAGGCUUGGCCACGGACCAAGAUGCAGAGAAGUCUCAGACCAGCUACGAGAAUCCAUCCUUUGUUCACGACGAGGGACUCCCUCCGUAUUCCAAAUAUAACAAGUAUCAGAUGCCGGAAUUAUAUCCACCGGUGGUUCUUCACCGGUUUAAGCACCAAGAAGACCAAGGGACGCACCAAGAUCACAAGAGUUAACGGCCACAAGGCCAUUUUCAAAGGACAGUUUCUCUCCGGGGGAAGUGGAGCCCUGCGAAAGGAGCGGUGAUUUUCCCACCCUUGGAAAUGUCAAAGCCCAAAGGAUAGGACCCACGGGAUUGGGCAUUCGACAGAUGGUGGAAUGGGUGAUUGUUCUCUUUUAGGUUUUCCUAAGGCAGAUCAAUGACUAUGCCUGUAAGGGGAAGACAGGACUUCCUCAAUGAGCUCAUGGAGGUCACGCAGUCAGCAACCCUCCCACCCCUUUUUUUCCCCGGACUAGGCAGUUGACACACUGCGUGCUAAUGAAUUCCUGGAUUGACUUGAAAAUUGUUUCUUCUUCCUUCUGUUAUUAGAUUCAGCUGGGCACCCUCGACUAGGAUAAAUUGGAUCCUCGACAUUUCACAGAUUUGCUCAGGUUAAAUGUUAAACCACUCAUAUAUAUUUUUUUUUUCUAAAAAUACCUCUUAAGUGGACAUUUACGAGGAAACGUUUUGUAUCGUCUGCAUUAACGGGACCGCCGGGAAUCUUGGGAGGAUGCGGAUAACAGUCAUCCGCGCUCUUCAUUUGAGCAAAAGGACUUUUUG